Molecule: messenger RNA, 1469 nt
Organism: Theobroma umbraticum
Lineage: Eukaryota; Viridiplantae; Streptophyta; Magnoliopsida; Malvales; Malvaceae
Product: putative F-box protein At2g36090
Molecular function (GO): protein binding
Source: RefSeq, a predicted model, not a curated record
UAUAUAAUUGAACAUAAAUCUAUAUGAAUCUGCGAGAUGGGUCAAUGAUCUUUAUAUAAAGAAGUAGGUUCUUGAGCGUAUCCACACUUGAAACUUCGAUUUCAGUUUCCAGGCAAUCGGAAGGAGCGAGCGAGAAUGGAGCUUUUGCAAUGUCAUUUGAAGUGCUUAAGCAGGGACCUCCUAACAGACAUCAUGGCUCGUCUAGAUGGUUCAACCCUGGCCUCAGCUGCCUGCACCUGUUCUGACCUCCUAGGUAUAGCUCGUGAGCAAAGCUUAUGGAAACAGUUGUGUCAUUCGACGUGGCCUUCCACUGCACUCAAAGAAGCUCAGCACCUUAUUUCGUCUUCGGCAAUGGAUGGUUUUGACAGACUCUAUGCUGAUUCCUAUCCUCUUAUUUUGCAUGACAAAGUUGCCAAGAACAUUCCUGCGCUAACCCACAUCUCUCCGUCUAAUUUUGCUUCAUUUAUAGAUGUUUACUACAGUGAUCAAUGCAUUCUGUCCAGAGUUUUAGAUGGCAUACCAAGUUCGGGGGAUUUUUGUGAAGAUGAUGAGACAAGUGACCUUAUGAGAUGGUUAUUGAGCUGUCCAUUCACAUUGGUUCUCUUGGAUGUCGGUCAUGAUGAAGGCACUGGAGAUGGGAAUGAACUCCACCCUGCCAACAACCAAUAUGAUCAUCAUCAAAUAUUAGCUCCCCAUUUUAUGUCCUUUGUGCAUACAGAUCACUGCAAUGAGCUACUAAAGCGCCUUAGGUUAAGUUGGGUGCUGUUGGACAAGAAGAGAGGCAGGGCAGUCAAUCUCUCAAGCUGGAAGCCAUUGUUAGUGAAAAAGAUCUGGGCUACCGAUGGUGAUUAUGAGAUUCACUUUGGGUGCAUUGUACCUGUAGAGGAGAGCGUGCUGCCUCACAAGUUAGCCAAGUGCCUUAUAUUGGCUAGAUGCAACCUGGCGGAAAACGGGUAUCUGGGAUGGAAGGAAAUAAGCAUGCAUUUCGAGGACACUGGGGGAGUACAUGUGUGUGGAGGCAAAAGUUUGACCAUUCUGAAUCAGGCUCUGUAUUGCUUGCGAAGUAAUAGUCGCCUCAUGGUUGAAGAGGGCUAUCAACAAUUUGAGGAGCUAAAGCAAGAGAUGAUACGGAAAAAGAAGCUCAAAGAAACCAUAGCUGAUUGGCUUUGUCUAUCCUUUGAAGUUGCAAUCUUCAUAACAUUUGGGUACUAUAUUUUACCCAUAUAGCAUUCUACCACCACGUCAAGGCUUAAUAUUAUUGAAUAGUAAGACAGGGAACAAAGCAUCAUUACAGUCAAAGAUUAAGUAACACAUAAUAAAAGCAAGAGCAGUUCGCAGGUAAAUUCCCAGAGUUUUGAUAUUCGGAUGUCUGGUAACGAGUACAAAUUCAAAAACAAUAUGCAGAGUAUGAUCUCCCCAGGACAAAUUUCAGAAAUAAGACGAGCAAAACCAAUCACAAAUUUCACUCA